CCUAGAUAUGUAUUAUUGAUGAGUCUUCUAACCAUUGAAAUCAAGUGUCAAGAAAGUUAUUUAUUUUUUCUUUCUUAUCUCUUUAUAAGAUUAAUUUCAUUUUUUACUAGAAAUAGACCGAAUAAACUACCUUGGACGAUAAAAUUUUGUAUCACUUUCAUAAUGCAUAAAUAGCUACAUAUUAGAAAGUUAUGAUUGUUCUGUUUAUAUUGUUUACUAAUUUCAAGUUGUAGUCGCAUAAUAAAUAUUUGUAUUUUAUAGAUUAAAAUUAUUCAAAUUUAUUGAACAAUAAUAAAGACAGUAUAAUUAUUGAUGGAAUAAAAAAAUGUCACAACAAACAGCUCUUGUACAAACUACCAGCGCAGGAUCCGACAUGACACCUGUACUUGGUAGCAUACAAUCGAUUGGACCUAAUACUCAGACAACAUCUACUGUGCCUAAUAUCCAAAGUAGUAACACGGUAACGCAACAACCAUCUACACAACAACAGCAGCAGCAGCAGCAGCAACAACAAAGUUCGUUUAAUGAUUUUCCACAGUUUUUGACUAAAACAAGAUUACAAGAUCUUGUGAAAGAGGUAGAUCCAACAGAACAAUUGGAUGAAGAAGUUGAGGAAAUGCUUUUACAGUUAGCGGAUGAUUUUGUAGAAACAACUGUAAAUGCAGCAUGUCUGUUAGCUAAACACAGACAUGCUAAUACGGUAGAAGUAAAAGAUGUUCAAUUACAUUUAGAAAGGAAUUGGAAUAUGUGGAUCCCUGGUUUUGGUACAGAUGAAGUACGUCCGUACAAACGAGCAACAGUUACAGAGGCACAUAAACAGAGAUUGGCUCUUAUACGAAAAUCAAUCAAAAAAUAUUAGUCUUCCUGUAUAUUUUACCAUCUAUAUUAGUUAUUUUUAUUGUUAUGUGACAUUUUUUUUAAUAUUUACAUGACAGUACACUUAUAAUAAUAUGCGUCACUAUUUGUAAAAAAGAUGAUAAGUAUAAAUUAUGCAUAUAUAGUU
Molecule: messenger RNA, 1003 nt
Organism: Nomia melanderi (Alkali bee)
Lineage: Eukaryota; Metazoa; Arthropoda; Insecta; Hymenoptera; Halictidae
Gene: Taf12
Product: TATA-box binding protein associated factor 12
Biological process (GO): DNA-templated transcription initiation; RNA polymerase II preinitiation complex assembly
Cellular component (GO): transcription factor TFIID complex; SAGA complex
Molecular function (GO): protein heterodimerization activity; DNA binding; TBP-class protein binding
Source: RefSeq, a predicted model, not a curated record